AUUCUGUGUGCGAGGAUAGUGCAGCAGCUAAUAAAUCUCCCUUUGCUUUCACUCAGUUUCUCUUGCAACCAACUCAAAUUCAUAUCAUUUCCGUCUCUCUCCCACUCUCUUCACAGAAUGCGGAGAGUAUAGCUUUCAGCUGGUUUUUUCUCUUUCAGAUCUGCUUCAUUCACGAGAACCUGGUGUCAGGGAUUAGGAGUGUGUGAUUUUGAAGUAUGGCGUUAGGAAAAUAUACUAGAGUAGACAACAGGAGGUCGUCUUCGAGUUAUUGCUCGAAGGUGACGAUUGUGGUGUUUGUGGCAUUAUGUUUGGUUGGAGUUUGGAUGAUGACAUCUUCGUCGGUGGUUCCUGUUCAGAAUGUGGAUGUUUCUGAGGAGAAUAAGAAUGAGGUUAAGGAACAGAGUAGGGGUGAAGUGCCGGAGCAAGUGAGUGAGAGCAACGUGAGCAAUGAGAGCAAUGAUGGCAAUAAUAAGCAGUUUGAAGAUAACCCGGGUGAUUUACCGGAGGAUGCGACAAAGGGAGAUGGGAAUGGCAAUAAUAAUAAUCAGGAAGAGGAAAAGUCUGAUGGGAAACCUGAGGAGAAUUCUGAGGAGAAACCCGAAGAGAAGCAAGAGGAGAAAAUCGAAGAAAAGCCUGAAGAUGGAGGUAAUCAGACGGAAGAAGGUGACUCCAAGACGGAAAGUGCAGAGUCCAAUUUAGAAGGUGGAGAGAAUGAUAAUAAGUCUAAUUCAGAUGAGAACCAGAAGAAAUCUGAUAAUGAUGAUGAGGAAAAGAAACAAGAGAAUACAGAGGAAACAAAGGAUGAAGAGAAGAUAGAGGAGAAAGUGGAGCAAAAUGAUAACAAGGAUACAGAUGGUAAAUCUGGUGAGAAUAAAGAAAAUGAUCAAUCCAAAAACCAGGGUUCAAAUGAGGUGUUCCCUUCUGGGGCUCAAUCUGAACUUUUGAAUGAAACUUCUACUCAAAAUGGUGCUUGGAAAACUCAGGCUGCAGAGUCAAAGAAUGAAAAGGAGACUCAACUUACCUCAAACCAGAACACUGUUUAUAGUUGGAAACUAUGCAAUUCUACUGCCGGAUCUGAUUUUAUUCCAUGCCUUGAUAAUUUGCAAGUUAUUAGGAGUCUUCCAAGUACCAAGCAUUAUGAACAUCGGGAGAGACACUGUCCUGAAGAGGCCCCCACAUGCCUUGUUCCUCUUCCGGAAGGAUAUAAACACUCAAUUCAGUGGCCUAAGAGCAGGGAAAAGAUAUGGUACUCCAAUGUUCCCCAUACUAAGCUUGCACAAAUUAAAGGACAUCAGAAUUGGGUGAAAGUUACUGGUGAAUAUCUUACUUUUCCUGGUGGUGGAACACAGUUUAAGCACGGUGCUCUUCAUUACAUUGAUUUUAUACAGGAGACUGUGCCUGAGAUUGCCUGGGGAAAACGAUCCCGUGUUGUUUUGGAUAUUGGCUGUGGUGUUGCAAGUUUUGGGGGCUUUCUUUUUGACAGAGAUGUCCUCACCAUGUCACUUGCCCCAAAAGAUGAACAUGAAGCUCAAGUUCAGUUUGCACUUGAAAGAGGAAUUCCUGCAAUAUCUGCUGUGAUGGGUACAAAGAGGCUUCCCUUUCCAGGCCGAGUCUUUGAUAUUGUACACUGUGCCCGCUGCAGGGUUCCAUGGCAUAUAGAAGGUGGUAAGCUUCUUUUGGAGUUGAAUAGAUUGUUGCGACCUGGUGGUUUCUUUGUGUGGUCUGCAACCCCAAUUUAUCAGAAGCUGCCUGAAGAUGUUGAAAUAUGGGAAGCCAUGAAAAAACUGACAAAAGCGAUGUGCUGGGAAGUGAUCUCAAUUAACAAAGAUACAGUGAAUGGUGUGGGUGUAGCUAUAUACAAGAAGCCUACUUCCAAUGAAUGUUAUGAGCAAAGAUCGAAAAAUGAGCCUCCUACCUGCCCUGUCACUGAUGAUCCAAAUGCAGCAUGGAAUGUGCCACUGGAAGCAUGCAUGCACAAAGUGCCAACUGAUUCAUCAGAGCGUGGAUCUCAAUGGCCUGAGCAAUGGCCUGCAAGGUUGGACAAACCACCUUACUGGUUGUUGAGUUCCCAGGUUGGAGUUUAUGGAAAAGCUGCUCCUGAAGAUUUCUCUGCAGACCAUAAGCACUGGACACGUGUAGUCAGCAAGUCAUAUCUUAAUGGAAUGGGAAUUGAUUGGUCAACUGUUAGAAAUGUCAUGGACAUGAGAGCUGUCUACGGAGGAUUUGCUGCUGCUUUGAAGGAUUUGAACAUUUGGGUUAUGAAUGUUGUCUCAAUAGACUCUCCGGAUACUCUACCUAUAAUAUAUGAGAGAGGUCUAUUUGGUAUGUACCAUGAUUGGUGUGAGUCAUUCAGUACUUAUCCCAGGACCUAUGAUCUUCUCCAUGCUGACCAUCUAUUCUCCAAGCUUAAAAAGAGGUGCAGUAUAGUAGGUGUACUUGCAGAAGUUGAUCGGAUCCUGAGACCUGAAGGAAAGCUUAUUGUCCGUGACAGUGUUGAGAUCAUUAACGAGAUGGAGAACAUGGUAAAGUCCAUGCAGUGGGAGGUUCGUUUGACCUACUCGAAGGAGAACGAAGGUUUGCUGUGUGUCCAGAAAUCCAUGUGGCGACCAAAUGAAUCCGAGACACUCAAGUAUGCUAUUGCUUAGGCUUGUACUAGGUUUUCUUUCAUUCUUGAGGGUGUAACACCCAAAUGAGGUUAGGUAUUCUUUUGCUUUGGUAGCAAAUUUUCAAGUAAUGGUAACUGCCCUGAACUUCACAUAUUAUAUUUUUAGCCUAUGUAUCACAUGUUAGUUAGGCGUUUUUCAUUGCCCGCUAUUAAUUCAUUGUUUCGUUGGAUAUAAUUUUGAUGUUAUUAUGAGUGAGGGUCGAGUGCCUGUGAUUUUCAUUGCAGUACCAUGUUACUAAUAGAUUUCAUGGAAAGAAAUGAAUACCAUUCUUGCAAGUGUAAAGUCCAUUGAUGAAAUACUUGAUUUAUAAUCAAAAUGUAUUGCUAUCCUUUUUAUUGCU
Molecule: messenger RNA, 3006 nt
Organism: Humulus lupulus (European hop)
Lineage: Eukaryota; Viridiplantae; Streptophyta; Magnoliopsida; Rosales; Cannabaceae
Product: probable methyltransferase PMT26
Exons: 9
Coding region: 216-2645 (809 amino acids)
Cellular component (GO): endosome; cytoplasm; trans-Golgi network
Molecular function (GO): methyltransferase activity
Source: RefSeq, a predicted model, not a curated record